This is a messenger RNA of Pundamilia nyererei, 509 nucleotides long. It is a transcript of the gene cox7b, whose product is annotated as cytochrome c oxidase subunit 7B. The transcript is spliced from 3 exons. Gene Ontology annotation, biological process: mitochondrial electron transport, cytochrome c to oxygen. The record is from RefSeq and is a predicted model, not a curated record. Bases 90 to 326 code for a protein of 78 amino acids. NCBI's taxonomy places the organism in Eukaryota, Metazoa, Chordata, Actinopteri, Cichliformes, Cichlidae.
ACGCAGCAUAACUUCCGCUUUGUUUACGUGCGGCGGCCAUAUUACACUUCUGUGCUUCAAGGGUAUCUGAAGACAUCAAGCUAGGCAACAUGUACCGGUUUGGUAAAGCUGCAGUGAACAUUAGCGGCCAGGCCAUGCGGCAGGUGAGGCAUGGAUCCAACCUCCCCCAGAACCAGAAUUUCCACUCAAAGUACGGUGCUGGUGUGUUGGUCAGUGGAGCCAUCUUCUGCACAGCCGUGUGGGGAUACGUGCUAACUUCGACUGGCAUCACCUGGAAUCUGUCACCUGUCGGGAAGAUCCAGCCCAAACCGUGGAGAGAGGAGUGAAGAGGUGCCAUGACAGAGCUACCUUCCAUCCAACCCUUCUGUUUGUACAGAUGAAUAAAAUAUCUGCGUGUUCAGACAGCAAAUGCUCUUCUUUAUUCCAACAUGUUUCUUUGUCCAAAUAAAUUAAGUGUGAUUCUACUGACUCCAUCUGUUUGAAUAAAGUUAUUAGUUGGCUUGAUAUCA